Pedinophyceae sp. YPF-701 is the source of this 1077-nucleotide messenger RNA. Lineage: Eukaryota; Viridiplantae; Chlorophyta; Pedinophyceae. The record is from the annotation of a GenBank genome assembly.
AUGAUCGCGAAGCCGGCGCCGCGCGGCCCGCGCGCGCCGAGCACGGGGCUGAAUGUUUCGAGGAGGGCGGCUCGGGGGCAGAGCCACGUCUGCAACUCGAAGUACGUGAAGGACUCCGGGGCGUACACGCUGCAAGGGUCGGUGCGCAAGGUCAACGAGGACCGCAUCGACGUGCGUUCGGGCCAGGACAACCCCGGGGAGAUCGCGUUUUGGUCGAGCGUGUACGACGGUCACGGCGGGUACGCGACGGCGGACUGGCUCGAGAAGCGGCUGAAGGCGCAGGUCGACGAGAUCUGGCGCGGAGGGCCUUUUGCGCAGUCGUGCAUCGAGGAGGCUUUCCGCAAGGCCGACGCGACGCUGCUGCAAAGCAAGAGGGGGUUCAUGGGCAUCGCCGGGGAGCGCGGCGUGGGCGGUUCGAAGUGCGGCGCGACGCAGACGACGGCGAUGAUUUAUACGGACAAGAAGGACGGGAAGGUGAAGCUCCUGACGGCCAACGUCGGCGACGGGCGCGUCCUUUUGAUCUCGGGCAACAAGUACACGGAACUCUUCCAGGAGCACGUGCCGGACGACGAGGACGAGCGGGAACGCAUCGAGCGGAUGAACCCGAACCCGAAAAUGCCGCUCGUCCGGUAUACUGCGGGCACGUGGCGCGUCGGCGGGCUCCUCGCGCUCUCGCGCGCGUUCGGCGACGCGUACCUGAAGUCGUCCCUGCAGUUCGAGGGCGUCCCGCUCGGAUCCGACGGGUACAGUUCCGGCUUCGGCGUCACGGCGGAGCCGUUCGUGACAAUUACGGAGCUCACCUCGGAGCACACGUGGGUUCUCGUGGCCAGCGACGGGCUGUUCAACGAGGUCCAGCGCGGGGGGGGAGGCGGCCUCUCGAACGAGGACGUCACGGAGAUUCUGUACGAGGCGGGCGACGCGCCGGCGGACGCAAUUGCGGAGACGCUGUGCGAGACGGCGCAGGAGGUGGGGAGCACGGACGACAUCACUGUCACGCUGAUCAAACUGGACACGACCAAGCUGCCGGCGCCGGCGCCCGCGGAGGAGCCGGAGCCCGAGGCGGCGUCGUCGGAGUAG